AUGACGUUCUGUUCUCUUAAUCGGGUACUAAACCCCACAUCAAUUAGCUCUGCUGGCAAUUUUGCAUCUUUUUUAUUGCUGAGGUGGGCUGUCAUAUCAGUUAAGGACUGUGAGGAAUGUUGUCAAGUGUUGACAGCGGGCUUUGUCAAAUUAUUAGAAAAGAAAAGAAAAAAAAAAAAGUUUUACAAGGUUGAGGGUACAGACACGGUGAGGAGUGAGGAGGAGGAGAAGAAUAUGGCCCACGUUUUGAAAGUGAGGCUCGCGUCGUUCUUCGCUGGAGCCGCAACGGCGUCAUUGUUGGGGAUCUAUGUCCUUUACAAGGAUUACAAGGUUGCCCACCAAGCCAUCUCUCAACAGAUGAAAGGCCUCCAUGAGUCACUUGAUAGAAGGAUAUCUGCUCUUGAAAAAUUGAAACAAACUGAAGUGUCACAACCCGUGCCUUUGGGCACAUUACUGUAGUUCGAUGUUGUGGAUGGAACAUGUUCAUUUUCUAAAAGCAAUUGGUUUCUAUGCAGUGCUUACUUUCCAGCCUUUUCUGAGAGUAAUGUUAUACUUUAGAGAUUGACAAACUUGGCUAAAUGAUGCAUAUUUUUGCAUUUUGUACAUGAUGAAAUUAUCAUUGGGUGGGUGACAGACAAGUGUGGCGGUCCAUGGAACUGGAAGAAAGACGAGACCAUCAUGAUGGUUUGGCUUACAAGUUUUAUAGAACAUUUUGCUGAGCGUGUGAGAUUAAUAAGAGAAACACAUGAUGGGAUUUUGUGGUAA
Molecule: messenger RNA, 765 nt
Organism: Tripterygium wilfordii
Lineage: Eukaryota; Viridiplantae; Streptophyta; Magnoliopsida; Celastrales; Celastraceae
Exons: 5
Coding region: 1-459 (152 amino acids)
Source: RefSeq, a predicted model, not a curated record